GCCCGUUUUCCGUUGAUCUUACAUGGAAAUUCUUUCACUUUACUCUAUGAAGAAACAGAGAGAGAACUCGAUUGAAUGUUGAAUAUUUAUCAUGUGUUCAAAACUGGCGAUAACGACUUUUACAGUUAUUUUCAAGGGGGAACUGUGAUGUCAGAAUAUACCGUUGCAAAGUUUCUGAAGCCUGUCGAGUAAUCUCCUCUUCAUGGUGAGUAGAAGCCACCGGUCGAAUUAUAGUAAUGAAAAAGAUACUUGUGUUCCAGAAAUGUCGCACUGGUAAAAUAUGGUAUAAUGUAAUAACGUCUCUUGAUUGAUUUCUCAAAUGAACUAUUGUAAGAACUAUGUAUUCUUUUAGGACAUGAGAAUCGAUUGGAUUAGGCAUUUGAAUUAUGUUAGAAGAUCUUUUAUUUGUUGCGAUAGACUAUGUAUUUUUUUUUAACGACAAAAAGUCUACUUGAAAUAAUUGCUUUGCUCUUACGACGCUUUUAAGCGGUAACUUGACUCAGUUUUCAUUUGAAUUUCAGAGCGACGGUUGUGGAUAAUAUAUAUCUGUUUUUUUUUUUAAUGACAGUUUUAAAAAAUAAGUAAAAUGUUUGUUCAGUAUUUAUCGACAGUUUUAUUUCUUUUCUUCGUCUCGUCCAGGAAUGUAAUCUUUGCCGAGUGGGUGGAAAUUCCACAAUUUUCAGACGAAUCCAAAGUUUACAGAUUGCCUGUUAGACACGAUCAAAUUAAUAAAAUGCAUUUUGGAAAUCCUAUUCGUAAUGAAUUACGAAAUGUUAGUAGAUCGACUGUGGUUCGUAUGACGGAUGUUAAUAAAGUAAAAGAGAUAAUUAAUGAUCGCACGGAUCUGACGUCACAAUCAUUAACACAAGUUCGAAUCAAAGAAAGUAAUUCGCCAUUUAGUAAUAAACCACAGGAUAGUAAAAUAGAUUUUAAUGAAGAAAAUAUCAAAGAUAGUUUUGAUGGUAAAUAUGAUAGCGACGUUGAUAAUAAUAACGACGAUGAUCAUGUAUCGAUCGAUAUCGAACAAGAUGAAUAUAGUGAUGAUAUGCAGAUUCAAAUGGAAUCGCCUGUAAAAGUGGUAACGAAUGAAUUCGAGAUCAAUGAUGCUUCGUCCACUACGGAAAAUAUAAUUAUCAACGAAAGUGACAAUUCGCGCUACGAAACAAUAAAUCACGAAUCAUCGUUCUUUGAUUAUUUACCAAUGGAGACCUUGAAAAGUGUUCAUCAAACUUUAAAAUCGCAACCGGCUACACUAAAGGGAAAAAUACGAUUUUUGAAAACAUUCGAGAGAACUUUGAUGAUGGAAAUUGAAUCUAGAUUAGCUGCUACUUUAGCACCAUCCAGAAAAAUAAGAGGUGCUUCUGGAGAUCAUUACGAAAGUGAUGAUGACAGUUUAGGAUUUCCAUCAUUAGAAGGAGCACUUAUGGCUAUUUCAUUCCUUACUUUUGCUGUUUAUCUCGUGCGAUUAGUUAUGCUUCUCUUUCGAAAUCUGAACACUAGCGCUACUACGGCAACUGUAGUCGUUGGAAGAAAAAAAAGAUCUUCUGAACGAUUUAAUCAAGAUACUGCAAGAGUUCUUAAUUAUUUAGAGACAUUCGUGUCGCAUUAGGAAAUAUAGAAUUUGAAUGUUCCAUCGCGAAGCAAGAUUUAGAUUAAGGAGACAACUAUUAUUUGUUAAAUCAUUUUUGCAUAAUUAUUAUAAUAAAAUUAACGUAUACAGUU
This is a messenger RNA of Cephus cinctus (wheat stem sawfly), 1722 nucleotides long. RefSeq lists its product as uncharacterized. Lineage: Eukaryota; Metazoa; Arthropoda; Insecta; Hymenoptera; Cephidae. The record is from RefSeq and is a predicted model, not a curated record. Bases 587 to 1609 code for a protein of 340 amino acids. The transcript is spliced from 4 exons.